Molecule: messenger RNA, 858 nt
Organism: Gastrolobium bilobum
Lineage: Eukaryota; Viridiplantae; Streptophyta; Magnoliopsida; Fabales; Fabaceae
Exons: 1
Coding region: 1-858 (285 amino acids)
Source: RefSeq, a predicted model, not a curated record
AUGAAGACAAUUUGUGGACAUUGUGUUUCAUUGAAAGAAAUAUCACUUUCAAAAGCAGCAAAAAUUCUCUCCAAGUUUGUCUCUGCUGAGAACGGUGCUUCACAUGUCAUCAGUGCAUAUCUCCACCGGGCCUCUGCAUCUUUCAAUGAGCUGGACCAUCUCCACAAGGAGCUUAAGUCGUCGCGCUCUCAUAAGAAGAAGAACAAAGGGCAACGGUUUGGCAGUGAGUAUGCUGAUGACGAUGAUGAAAAAUCAGCUCAGACUGUUGUUAAUUUAAGUCAAGAACUUGAUGGUUCUAUUGGGUAUCAAGCAGGAAAUGUGGGUGGGAGUGAGAAGCACAAGAAGAAUAAAAAGAAGAAACAGGAAGUUGAGUCCAGGCACGAUAGAGAUAGCGGAAUUAAAUUUGGAGAGAGGGAAGGUGAUGAAAAACCAUCUACUGUGGAAAAAAAUGAUUUUUUUUCAGGCCAAGAACAGGGCAAUGAAGGUGAGAAACAAAAAAAGGAGAAGAAGAAAAAGCACAAGGAUGGUAAUUGUAAUUUUUCCGGUAAUAAGGGUGAGGUUGAGAAUCUCGAAGGUGAGAAUACAGAGGGACAAGAACAACAGAAAGAGAUAGAAAAGAAGCUAUUCAACAGUGUGGAGGGGGGAAAUGGAGGGCUAGUUGGUCCUCAGGACUUACAAAUUAAGAAGAAAAGGAAACACGAGGCAGGGAAUGAGAGUAAGUUGUAUGCUGAAGAGGUAAAGAUGGAGCAAAGGAGGAAGAGGAAGAAUGACGAUGUGGAAGGGAUACAAGAAGAUAGAUCUGGGGAUCUGAGUAAGAAGAGAAUGAAAAGGAAGCACCAGAGCGAUCCUCAGUUUUAG